Messenger RNA from Trachymyrmex cornetzi, 1524 nucleotides. Its product is annotated as glucosylceramidase. The record is from RefSeq and is a predicted model, not a curated record. The transcript is spliced from 7 exons. NCBI's taxonomy places the organism in Eukaryota, Metazoa, Arthropoda, Insecta, Hymenoptera, Formicidae. Gene Ontology annotation, molecular function: glucosylceramidase activity. Gene Ontology annotation, biological process: glucosylceramide catabolic process. The coding region runs from base 173 to 1495 and encodes 440 amino acids.
GUCUUAAGAUGUCACGAACUAAUCAGAGAACCGUAUUAGCAACUUAAGAUAUUAUUUAAGACGAUCUUGUAAUAAGAACAAACUAUGAAUUCCGGCCUAAAAGACUAUCCGAAUAGGUUUAAAGCAGCUCAGUGUUAUCCAAUCAUUAAAUUUGUGUACAAUUAUAUCCCAAAUGCCUUGUAAUGUAGAAUCAGCUCCAUUGGGAAAGAUCACUAUAAAUCGAAAGAAUGUAUACCAAGAAAUCUAUGGAUUUGGUGGAGCUGUAACUGAUUCAGCGGCUAUGAAAAUUCAUGACUUAACGCUCGAGGUGUCCGAGCACUUGUUGAGAAGCUACUUUGGUCCGCAUGGUAUCAAUUACAAUUUCAUAAGAACGCCAAUGGGUGGCUGUGAUUUCUCAACGAGACCUUACGCUUACGCAAUGGAAGAAAACGAUACUUCGCUUCAUCACUUCGAAUUACAAAUAGAGGAUUACCUUUACAAGAUACCGAUAAUAAAGCGAGCUCAAAAAAUAAAGAAAGGGGAAAUUAAGUUGUUGACUGCACCGUGGAGUGCCAAUCCUUGGAUGAAAACUAAGAAAUCUUGGACGAUUGAUACUAAAUUACGUCCAGAAUAUCGACAACUAUGGGCAAAUUAUUUCGUAAAAUUUUUCGAGGCUUAUCGUCAUAGUGGUUUAGAAUUCUGGGCUACAACGCCUCAGAAUGAGCCAGAAAAUUACAAGUAUAUUCCGAUAACUAAUGACAAUAUGUCUAUCAACGCAAUGGCAUGGACAGCCGAGGAAGAACGUGACUGGAUUAUCAAUAACUUGGCGCCAACCUUAAAGAAAAAUAAUUUCGGACAUAUCAAGAUCUUCAUAAUGGAUGAUACCAGAUUAUCGGUUCCUGAUUGGCCAAAAACAGUAUUUGAAGAUAAAAGAGCAAGAAAUAUUGUUUCUGGAACCGCGGUCCAUUUUUAUUUUGAUCAUUUUAUCAGUCCGAGUGUCUUGGAUGAAAUAAAAGAGCUGUUUCCAGAGCAGUUAAUAUUAUACACAGAAGCUUGCGCUGGAGUUUUCGAAGAUCAAAACGUGAUACUGGGAUCGUGGAAACGUGCCGAAUUGUACGCAGCAAAUAUCAUCGAAAACAUGUCGCACUGGGUGUCCACUUGGAUAGAUUGGAACAUUGCUUUAGAUACGAAUGGUGGACCUAACUGGAUCAAAAAUUUUGUCGAUUCUCCAAUAAUAAUCAACAGCACUGCCAAUGAAUUCUAUAAGCAACCGAUGUUCUACGCAAUUGGACAUUUUUCAAAGUAUGUCCCACCUGGCAGCAAGAGAAUUGGCACAAAAUCGGAGAAUAUCGCGAAUAUUCGAAAGAUUGCAUUUUCCACGCCUGAUGGCAGUACCGUAUUGGUGAUCUUAAAUCUGAACGAAGAGGACAAAGAAAUUUUGAUCCACGAUCCAAAGAAAGGAACAACAAAGCUAAAAAUUCUUGCAAAGUCCUUAAAUACCAUGAAAUAUUGGUGAUGUAGUUAAAAUAUAAAUCGGCUGUAUAA